AUGAACACAGCAGUGGUGACGACGAUCGAGACCCACACGUGUGGGGAGCCGUUCCGGAUCGUGACGAGCGGGCUUCCGAAGAGAAUACCGGGCGCCACGCUCUUGGACAAGAGAAACUACAUCGAGCAGCACUACGACCACCUGCGCAAGACGCUGAUGCGGGAGCCCCGCGGACACUACGACAUGUUUGGAGGAAUCCUGCUCGACCCCGUGGACACGGCGGCAGACGCAGACGCCGCGAUCUUGUUCAUGAACCCGGACGGAUACACGGACCAGUGCGGCCACGGAAUGAUCUCUGUGGUGACGACGCUCAUACAGCACGGCUGGAUCGGCAGAGACAAGUACCGCGUGAAACCCGACCUCAUGAGGGUGAUGUUGGAGACGGCGGUGGGCGUCAUCGAGACCGAGGCGUGCUGGAACGGACGCAAGGUGGAGUUUGUCAGGUUCAGAAACACGGCGGCCUUCAUCCUGUACCGCGACAUCCCCGUGGACACGAGCGUCGGACCGCUUAAGGGCGACAUUGUCUUCAACGGUGCCUUCAACUUCUUCGCGGAGGUGGACGAGUCGGUGCUGGCGAUCCGCCCGGAGAACGCGACCACGAUUGUCAACCUCGGCUUCGAGAUCAAGAGGAAAAUCAAGGAGAUGCCCGGGCUGAGCAUCGUCAGCAAGGACUUCCCGCAGAUCCAGGGCUUGCACGGCGUGGACCUCAUCAACGUCUACCACAAGGAGGACCGCAGCGACAUAUGCGAGCCGAACCAGCGCUCCUGCUUGGUCUUGGGCGUCAAGCAGUUGGACAGGUCACCGUGUGGCUCGGGCACUGCCGGCCGGACGGCCCAGCUCUGCCUCCGCGGCGCCAUCGACACGAGGGACACCUACGUGAACAAGUCGCUCAUCGGGUCUUUGCUGCGUGCCCGUGUCGUCGAGUCCGGCAUCAAGGCCCACGCCGGAGAACACGACGCCUGCAUCGUCGAGAUUGAGGGCCAGGCUAACGUGCUCGGCACCACCUCCUGGACCGUCGACUUCGAGGACCAGAUCGGUCUCGAGGGCUUCGUCAUUGCGCACUGA
Pichia membranifaciens NRRL Y-2026 is the source of this 1065-nucleotide messenger RNA. RefSeq lists its product as hypothetical. The coding region runs from base 1 to 1065 and encodes 354 amino acids. The record is from RefSeq and is a predicted model, not a curated record. The transcript has a single exon. NCBI's taxonomy places the organism in Eukaryota, Fungi, Ascomycota, Pichiomycetes, Pichiales, Pichiaceae.